This is a messenger RNA of Megalops cyprinoides (Indo-Pacific tarpon), 5655 nucleotides long. RefSeq names its product Smith-Magenis syndrome chromosome region, candidate 8b (gene smcr8b). Gene Ontology annotation, molecular function: GTPase activator activity. Gene Ontology annotation, cellular component: guanyl-nucleotide exchange factor complex. Lineage: Eukaryota; Metazoa; Chordata; Actinopteri; Elopiformes; Megalopidae. The record is from RefSeq and is a predicted model, not a curated record. Bases 795 to 3587 code for a protein of 930 amino acids. The transcript is spliced from 2 exons.
UUAAAUAUUCGCCAGAGGUCAUAAAUCGAAAUUACUUUCCGCGUAUCCUUGUACAUGACAAACAGGGGUCAUUUAAAUGGAGAGGAGAACCGAAAGUGGAUACUUCCUUGUAGGUAGCCAAUGUGUCACAUGCAUAAAUAUGGCUGAACAGUUUAUUGCUGGGUUCAGUCGUGACACCGCACGCACUGUCUCUCCUCGUUAGCUGUUCACCUGCUUUCACCAUAUCGGCACCUAACGGAACGGUGAGCGUGAACUGGAAACACCCAGAGUUGUUACUCGUUGGACUCAGAAGAGAGCGUAGCGAAAACUGCCUAGCUAGCCGCUCUGACGGCAAGUGAUUGAGCUGUUUUGUGGAACGUCAGCUAGUGUUAUUUGUUGCAUCUCUGGUGUGUAAGGUAACGCGUAUUGACGCUUGUUGGUCGCUUGCUAACUAGCUUUUUCGAUUGUAACUAGUUAAAACUUUAAUACUGUUGGCAAUGUGAGGAAAUUCCGUUUGAAUAGAUGUCCGAUUGCAGAGAAAUGUUACAGGCGGGGGGUCGCUGAAAUGAAUGUUUCAGGUGUUGUUUCUUCGGUUAAGUUAAAAAGCUUGUGAUUGAGCAACAGGAUUGUACCAUAUGUGUUGCAAACUAGCUAGCUACCUACCCUUGAAGCUGAGUCACAAAGUGCGUAGCCAGCUAGGUAGCAGUGUAGCUAAAUUUUAUUUAGCAGUUGAAAGUGCGGAGACAUGAAGUCAUACUGCAGAAGUACUGGAUAACUUCUCCCCAAUGCCUUAUUUAACUAGAAAGUGAAUAAAUAUGAUUGGUUCCCCUGAUCUGGUGCCUUUUACCAACGAGGAUGGUUUUGGGGAGGCAUAUGUUGACCCCUGUAAGAUCCCAGAAGAGUUUUGUGUGCCUCUUUUUCCUCAUUCUGGAAACGCCAAUCCCUGGUCAAAGACUUCCUAUGCUAAAUUCACCAAGGACUUUAUUCUCAUUUCUGAGUUUUCUGAACAAGUUGGGCCACAGCCUUUGCUUACCAUCCCAGAUGAGUCUAAAGUUUAUGGAACCUUUGAUCUCAACUAUUUCUCCUUACGGAUCAUGUCUGUGGAUUACCAAGCCUCUUUUGUGGGGCACCCCCCAGGUUGUGGCUAUCCAAAGCUCAAUUUUGUGGAGGAUUCAAAAGUUGUGCUUGGAGACUCAAAAGAAGGUGCUUUUGCAUACGUCCAUCAUUUGACUCUGUAUGACUUGGAGGCCCGUGGCUUUGUUAGGCCAUUCUGCAUGGCUUACAUUUCAGCGGAUGAGAGAAAGAUCAUGCAGCAAUUCCUAGAGCUGUCAUCUGAGUUUUCCAAGGCCUCAGAGUGUUUGAAAACUGGAAACCGAAAAGCUUUUGCCAAUGAGCUUGAAAAGAAACUAAAAGACCUGGAGUAUACUAGAACUGUGCUGCACAAGGAGACUGAGCUGCAGAAAAAGAACAAUGGCUGCUUUUCAGCUCAAGCAGUAGAGAAAGCCAACGAGUUAGCUAAUAUUGAAAAAUCUAUAUAUGAACAUAAAGAUUUGUUGAAGCAGAUUACAUCCUACCCAAACAGAAAAAUUAAUGAUCCUGAAUUUCUACCGUAUGAAUCGGUCAAUGCUACAGACUCAACUGAAGUCGAUCAGGAACACGCAUUCAGUGAAUACAACUCUGAAAAUCAGUCUGAGGAUCUCAGUAUUAAACGAAGAUCUUCUUACACUCCUCAGCUCAUAAAAGCCAAGUCAGCCAAAUGCUUUGAUAAGCGCUUGAAAACACUGGAAGAACUCUGUGACUUGUACUUCUUCCAUCAAACAAUGGAUCAGCUGCGGCUGAUUGAAAAGACCUUCAGAGGAGACCUGUGCUAUAUAUACACCAGCCAGAUUGACAAGGCUUUGUUGAAGAAACAGAAAAUCACAAACUUCCUCUUUGAGGACAGUGACUGGGAGGAAGAUGAAGCCGUGAUCCAUUUCUCUGAUGAGAAACAGACUCUGAUCAACAACCUACCUCCUCCAGCUUCAAUGCUGUCGGGUGAGCCAGUGAGUCUGGAUUCCUACACCUCCUGUGUUGAGACGGUGCCCAUUAAGCUAGAAGCAGAAACUGAACAGGGCCUUCAUGAAACUGAGCUGACUGAGUCCAGCCCCUGUGAGCUCACGCGGGACAAUUUUGAUGAAGGCAUCGAUGCUGAAAUGAAAGGGAGUAUAAGCAGUGGUGAGAGCAUUGAGGUGCUGGGAACUGAGAAGUCUUUUAAAGCUCAGGGACAUACAGUGAAUCCAGACAGUGUGCCAAACCUUCAGCCACAGCCUGAAGUCAUUAGGAGGAGAAUUAUUACCAGAAGGGCUUACAGUGAGGACAGCAUUGACGUCUUGAGUACUACUGACUCUAUUAUACCUGAGGACCUGAGGGCAUCCUACCCAAGUGCCAUUUAUGAAGAGGAGCCUCCUGUGGAGAACUGCACAGAUGCUAGUCCUAAUCAAAUAUCAGUGUUGAAUAAGGCCCCAGGAAUGCUGGAUGAGUGCACUUAUGUGUCUGGGGCUGUAGUGCAGGCGGAUGCAAGUUGCUGCAUGGGAAAAGAGGUCCAGACCUAUAAAGAGUCCUCCCCUGAGUUGGCACAAGAGUGCUCUGCGAAUGGGAUAGUCAAACAGGAGCCGCAGUCUUGCCGUCAAGGAGACCCCUCUCUGCAGGUAGACUUUGCUCUUGAGCAGACAACCUUUUCCGAAGCCUCUCCCUCUGGACAUCCUCUGUACGAACUGAACCCCAACUGUCUAUCAGAUGACAUAUCCAAAGUGACCCUCGAUGAUAUGUCUGACAGCACCAGCUUCAUGAGUGCCUCCACUAGCUCCGAUAGAACAUAUUCACCUGUCCUCUGCGGGAACCCGAUUACUGUUAAGCACAAGAAGAAGGCUGGGCAGAGUGCUUUGAGGUUCAUCAGGCAAUACCCUUUUGCCCAGCAAGCCAUAUUCUGCCUUCUUAGUGGCAGGGUGCUGGUGGUCAUGGGAGCCGAUGAGGGGACAGUGAGAAAGCUGGUGAAUGCAUUAUCAAUUUAUGUACCCAAUGUUGGCAAGUAUGGUGAAAGUGUGAAACAGUGGCUCUCUUCUCCCUUCCAACUGACAGACCUGCAGAACUGGAAGCUUAUUGGCCUUCACAGGAUGGCCUCUCCCACAGGUUCCAGCAUGAUGCACCCCUUAACCCGCUAUAACCGCUACAUCAGCAUCCUGGACAUUGACCACAAGACACUGCGCUGCCCGCCAUACAGAGGUUCCCUGAUCGGACGAAUGGUCGACCACCGUACUCAGAUCAAGCGUGGAAGCACUUACUUCAUGCACGUGCAGAGUAUGCUAACACAGCUCUCUUCCAAGGCUUUCCUUUAUACCUUCUGCCAUCAUAUCCACCUGCCUAUCGCUGAAGACGAAGACCAAGACACAGUGGCGUCACGGAGGGCCAGCUUCCUGCUCCACCAGCUGGGCUACAAUGAGGAGGACUGCAGAAUCAUGCAGUUUCUGUCUGAGCUCAUCAAACACCAUUACCUGCAUGGUCCUGGCAAGGGGGUCAGCCUGCCUGUGCUCAGCUUUAAUUACAUCACCAGCAUUUUGUACAAAAUUUAGGGCUGAAUGUGUCACAUACUGUAUCAGAUUGUCAAACUGGCACCUAACUAAUACUCUCUUCUCUUCUUACCUGGGUGAGAAUGGGAGACCAAGAAAAAUUAUGAAUGUAAAAGGUUCUCAGUUUAGCCUUUUGUUUGAGUUGCUACCUAUAGUGGUUCCUCAGAUCAGCAGUGUUGGUUAUUUAUAGUGUGUGUUUUACUGUUGUGAUUGGUAUUUGAUCAGUAUUUAUGUAAAUGCCCAGCCCUGUUAAUGAAAACAAUAGCCAUUAAAAUAUACUGUAAUAUGAGCAGAAAUGAUUGUCUCCCAGAUGGUUACCAUACCUAAAAGCCACCAAAAUAUUCUGCCCAUGUGAUUAGUCACAUACAUUUCUAGUCUAAACACAAAUCAGUCUGAAGAGUACCAGCAUGCAUUGAUGCUUCUAAUGCCACACAUUUCUGUGUUUCAUUGAAAAGAAACCAUACUGAAAGCACAAGAGAUGCUCAUGCCAUUUGGUCACAAGUGAGGGGGAAAAAAGCUUUCUAAACCAUUUUGCUGAGGGCUAAAAAUAGUCAGGUGGUGUAUUAUUACCCUGACGAGUUUGAUCAGUGGAACAUUUUGUGUAAUGCAUUAUUCUCGGUCACUUCAGCAGGAAUUUUCAAACAUUGUAUGUGACCCCACUUAUCAGCAGUUGUAGUUAGUUUAAAAUGGCCCUUACGAAUGUUAACAUUUUGAGUAGAGACAAUUGAACAAAAAAAGGCUUUUGGAGUGCGUUUUCAAAAAUGCAAGAACACGUCUUACUCUAAGAAAAUACAUUGCAAUAACAAUAGCAGCUAAAGCAAAAUGAACUUAGGGAUCAGUGAUAUUGUUAGUGUAUCACAUGCAUGUAAAAAUAAUGUAAUGAAUCCAUGCAUUAAUUGAUGAUCAUUGAUUUGAAAGGCUUCCAGUGGGAAAAUGGGAAAUAACCCAGUAUCAGAAUAUCGUACAUAUAUUGCUAGUUUCAAACAGAAUUUUUGGGUAUAUAACUGUGGAAAGGCCACAGCUAUAUUUUUUCCAUAGCAUAUGCUCCAACUGUUACCUUGGUACAUCUGAAACUGUAACUAAAGCCAACAAGCAGUACUAAUAUAAAAACAUUUACGUGAAGGUCAGUAGACUCCUACAAUUUUAGGUUUCUAAAACAACACAAAGGAAAGACUGAUCAAACUUGUUUUAGGUAAAUGUCAUGUUUCAUCCUCUUUAAUUACAUGGAAAGGCCCUGGAAGGGCCCUGAAUAUUAUGCAUGCAGUACUGUAAUGUAAAAAUGUUGCAGAGUUUCACAAGAUAUUGCAUGUUUGAAGGAACACGUUUAGUUUACUCAACAUCCAUCAACCUUUUGUCUCCAUCGUAAAUGGAAAGUGCUGUGGUUAAAAAUUGUUAGACAAACGUAACUGCUCUCUAAAUUUUGAAUUAUGUGCAAGUGAACUGGAUGUCAGCAUGAUAAAGUAACAAUAUGUUGACACAACUAUAAAUAAUCUGUUUCAUGCCUGUCAGUCACAGUAUAUCUGACUGAUUGCUAUUUGAUCAGUAUUUCCGUACAUCUGAUUUGUCCAUCCUGCUGCAUUUUUGAAUUGUCACAUCCUAACAAAUAUGACUGAUUUCAGGACGGUCUCCUGCAAUAAAAUGAUUGGUGAUGUUGACCAGUGAAAAUACGGUCAUUGGUCCAAUAUUAACAGUUAAUGUCAAGGGCUCAUCAGGAUGACAGCCUGUACCAAUUCCAUGGGCUUUCUUACAGUAAUAUCAAACUCCGGAAGCUGUUGCCUCCCCUCUUUUGAUCUUGUACAUCAGUGUGUCAAACACUGUUAAUAACAGGUUUGGUAUAUACCCCAGAAGAUUGUAAAGUGUGACAUUUUAAACUUUCAAGUCGGUAAAUCACUGUGCAAGUCAAAAGUCAUAUUUUUUAAGUUUAUAAGAAGUGUUUACAUUUUAAAUUGUAUAUACACCAUGCAGUGUCUGUUGGAAAAUUAAGCAGGAGGUUGCAUUGAAUGUUAUUUUGGUGUAGCUCAUUUUUGAGGAUAGUGGGGGAAUAUGCUCUCUGGUCAGACUGAAGUUGACU